Messenger RNA from Podarcis raffonei (Aeolian wall lizard), 2621 nucleotides. RefSeq names its product prostaglandin I2 synthase (gene PTGIS). Gene Ontology annotation, biological process: prostaglandin biosynthetic process. The transcript has 10 exons. Gene Ontology annotation, molecular function: prostaglandin-I synthase activity; heme binding; oxidoreductase activity, acting on paired donors, with incorporation or reduction of molecular oxygen. Bases 433 to 1947 code for a protein of 504 amino acids. Lineage: Eukaryota; Metazoa; Chordata; Lepidosauria; Squamata; Lacertidae. The record is from RefSeq and is a predicted model, not a curated record.
CUCUUCUCGCCCAAAUGGAGACUAAGUGAAGCCGGGGAACCGACGUUGCUUGCCCCACCUGGGAUCGCGGCCGUGCCUUUCUCCCUUUUCUGGAGCUUCGGGGGGGGGGGUCGGCGAAGGCGGUUGCCACCAGCACCUGCCUUGGCGAGAGCCAAGGGAAGAGGGAGCGCGGCCUCUUUUGGAGAGAAAGGCAGAGCUACGCUCCCAGGCGGUGGGACGGCUUGAAGGCGCUGGUGCCGCUGCCGCCUUCGAGGAGGGCUUUGCGGUCUGACGGCCAGCCAGGCUGCGGUUGGACGGGUGGGGGCAGGCAGAGAGGAGCCUCGGGGGCGGGGAUCGAGGGACUCAAAAGCGCGUGCAGAGGCAGCGUGCGCGCAAGGCUGAGCCCAAGUCUCCAUCGCGGCGCCGGCUUCUCCUGAGCUGCCCCGACGUGCCAUGGCUUUGCUCCUCACCGCCGGCUUGCUGGGGCUUCUGCUGGUGCUGGUGCUCCUGGCUUCUCGCUUCGGCAGAGCGCGGCGACCGGGGGAACCUCCACUUGACAAAGGUUGCAUUCCUUGGCUUGGGCAUGCGCUGGAAUUUGGCAGAGAUGCGGCCAAGUUCAUGAGUGACAUGAGGAAGAAGCAUGGGGAUAUUUACACGGUUCAAGCUGCAGGGAAAUUUGUCACCGUUUUACUGGACCCCCAUUCCUACGAAGCAGUGCUUUGGGAGUCACGUUCCAAGCUGGACUUUGGCCAGUAUGCCCGCAUUUUAAUGGACCGAAUGUUUGAAGUCAAGCUGCCGGAUUAUGACCCUAAUGCGGAAAAGGUCAUGAUGAGAAUGACUCUGCAGAACAAGAAUCUCCCCACCCUAACAAAGGCGAUGUUCUUCAACUUACGAACCAUUCUCCUUUCUGACCCAAGUAGAGCCAGCCAGCAGUGGAAAGAGGAAGGUCUGUUUCACCUCUGCUACAGUACAAUGUUCAGAGCUGGGUUCCUGACACUGUAUGGCAAUGAAGGCAAAGAUUAUGAGGAUAGCAGGAAUCAAGCUAAAGACCUGGCCUUCUCCCUGGAAAUAUACACUGAGUUUUAUAAACUGGACCGUCUUUUGAUGAAAGCUGCUCGCUCCAUCUUGAGUGCAGCGGAAAAGAAGGAAAUCAACAGCAUUAGGAAGCACCUCUGGAACUUACUAUCUGUGAAGGGACUGGAUUGCAGAGCUAACCGAAGUGUUUGGCUGGACAGCUACAAACAGCACUUGGUGGACCUUGGAGUAGAUGAAAAUAUGCAGACAAGAGCAAUGCUGUUGCAGCUCUGGAGUACUCAGAGUAAUGCAGGGCCUGCAGUUUUCUGGCUUCUCCUGUUUCUUUUAAAAUACCCUUCAGCCAUGGCAGCAAUUCAAGGUGAAAUGGAAGGAAUCUUUCGAAGCAGAAGACAGAAAAUUGGACAAAUGCAUGGAAUCAGCCAAGAGAUUUUAGACUGCACACCCAUUUUUGACAGCGCAUUGAAUGAAAUGCUACGUUUGACAGCAGCUCCUUUCAUCACCAGAGAGGUCCUUCAAGACAUGCGCCUGAGACUGGCAGACGGCAGAGAGUACAGCCUGAGAAAAGGAGAUAGGCUUUGCCUCUUUCCAUUUAUAAGCCCUCAAAUGGACCCUGAAAUUUAUGAGGAGCCAGAGAAAUUCAGAUAUGACCGAUUCCUCAAUUCGGACGGCACAGAAAAAACAGAUUUCUAUAAAGGAGGGAAAAGCCUCAAGUAUUACUCCAUGCCAUGGGGAGCGGGAAUAAAUGUCUGUAUUGGAAAGUUCCUUGCAGUCAAUAGCAUCAAACAGUGUGUUUUCCUCCUCUUAAGCUAUUUUGAUUUGGAGCUGAAAGAUCCCAAUGCAGCAAUCCCAGCCUUCGACAAGGAAAGAUACGGCUUUGGAAUGUUGCAGCCAGAGAAAGAUGUCAUCAUUCGAUAUAAACUGAAAGCUCAGUAAAAUUGUAUAUUUCUUCCCCUUAUCAUCAAGCUCCUCUGGAUAUCUCUUCAUGUUCUGCAAGAAAACAGCUGCUCACUGGUUUCAGUUGAAAUUUAUUUUGACAUGACAUGGGUUGCUAAGGUAUAUUUAUAUGUUAUAGCUACAAAGAGGGCAUAAUAAAUUGUUCUCUGUGGCAUCUGCAAGCUGUUCAUUUGCAAAAGAUCACCGGAUGGCUAUUGGGGCCCCUUCAGACAGGUGUUUUCUGCAACAUGUCAUUGACUCAAUAACAUUGGUGAGCUUAUAUCGGACCAAUCCAUACAUCAUUCUCCUUUCUUAUUUUGUGAUGCUGCCCCAAUGCCAUCUGGGGGCGCAUUCUUACACUAUACUGCAACAAAAGUGGAACAUUUAUAAACCCCCAACAACCUUGACAGCAUUUAAUGUAUAAAAAGUUACAGGAUUUCAUCAGGAAACUACAGGGCUCGUACCUAUUACAAGCAAAGCAAUAUGUUUCCCCAAAACAUUUCCAUGCACAAACUAUCAAAAGUGGGAGCAUGUGUAACUGCCCCGAUACCAUAACCACGGAUGCAUGAUAACAAAAGAAUGUCUGGAGGAGCUUCACCACACCAUUGCAGGCCAAUAUGUUGUAUAUCCAAAAAACUGGUGGAAAAUUGCAGAUGCCAUGUGGAACCUUUUGA